Ficedula albicollis (Collared flycatcher) is the source of this 777-nucleotide messenger RNA. RefSeq names its product SAP domain containing ribonucleoprotein (gene SARNP). The record is from RefSeq and is a predicted model, not a curated record. Lineage: Eukaryota; Metazoa; Chordata; Aves; Passeriformes; Muscicapidae. The transcript has 9 exons. Gene Ontology annotation, cellular component: nucleus. Bases 1 to 762 code for a protein of 253 amino acids. Gene Ontology annotation, biological process: poly(A)+ mRNA export from nucleus.
AUGUUCGAUUCCCCCAUUCCCCAAUUCCUGAGAUAUUUGAUCCCUCAAUUCCUGGGGUGUUUGGUUCCCAAAUUCCCAAAUUCCUGGGGAACGUUUGAUUCCCCAAUUCCUGGGAUCUUUAAUUCCCAAAUAAUUCCAGCUGUUUUCCAGCUGGCCGAGCUGAAGCAGGAGUGCCUGGCCCGGGGGCUGGAAGCCAAAGGCAACAAGCAGGACCUGAUCCAUCGGCUCCAGGCCUACCUGGAGGAGCACGCUGAGGAAGAACCCAACGAGGAGGAUGUGCUGGGAGAGGAGAUUGAGGAGGAGGAGCCCAAGGCACCCGAGCCCCCGGCCAAGGUGGAGGAGGCGCCGGUGAAGUCGCCCGACGUCAUCCAGGAGAAGAAAGUGGUGAAAAUCUCCUCAGAAAUCUCCCAGAUGGAGAGGAUGCAGAAAAGGGCCGAGAGGUUCAACGUCCCCGUGAGCCUGGAGAGCAAAAAGGCAGCGAGGGCAGCGAGGUUUGGCUUGGCCACAAUUCCCACAAAAGGGCUCUCGGCAGAUUCCAAACCCACGAUAAACCUGGAGAAGCUCAAGGAAAGGGCCCAGAGGUUCGGCCUCAACGUCUCCUCCCUCUCCAAGAAGAGUGAGGAGGAUGAGAAGCUGAAGAAGAGGAAGGAAAGGUUCGGGAUCGUCACCGGAGCCGGGGCUGCCGAGGAUUCCGAGGUGGGGCAGAAUUCCCAGAAAUCCCUGGGCUCAUCCCAAAACCACUUCCCAAUUCCCAACCCCUGAGGGAUCCUGGGAUUU